GCCAUAGUACUAGGCAAUGUUCUAUUCUGGCAUCCUUUUGAUGAGGAGAGGUACAACAAUGUCAUCAAGUGCUGUGCACUGCAGCCAGAUUUGUAUAUCUUGGAGGAUGGAGAUGAUACUGAGAUUGGCUCUAGGGAGGUCAGCUUGUUGGGUGGCCAAAAAGCUCGGUUGUUAAGAACCAUAUUGCUCAAGGGGGAGAGAGAUUGA
Suillus subaureus is the source of this 207-nucleotide messenger RNA. RefSeq lists its product as uncharacterized. NCBI's taxonomy places the organism in Eukaryota, Fungi, Basidiomycota, Agaricomycetes, Boletales, Suillaceae. Gene Ontology annotation, molecular function: ABC-type peptide transporter activity. Gene Ontology annotation, biological process: transmembrane transport. Gene Ontology annotation, cellular component: membrane; fungal-type vacuole. The record is from RefSeq and is a predicted model, not a curated record. The transcript has a single exon. The annotation marks the transcript as partial.